GGUCAGCUGGGGACCCUCUGAGAGGAAGGUUUUAGGGGACCCACCUGUGGAGCCGGAGGUCUCGCUGCAGAGAUGCCGCUGCUCCUGGCCCUGGCAGGGGUCCUGGCCACACUCAUGCUCACCCAGCCCUGUGAGGGCACCGUCCCAGCCUCCCCUAGGGCAGUGGAGAUCUCGGUCCUUUGGGACAGCAUAACAGAGGCCAAGCUGCUGGUGGACUCAGCUUACAACCAGACCCAGAAGAGCAUCAAGCAGCGCCUUCGAAGUGGCUCAGCCAGCCCCAUGGACCUCCUGUCCUUCUUCAAGCAACCAGUAGCAGCUACCAGGACUGUUGUUCAGGCUGCUGAUUACAUGCAUGUGGCCUUAGGGCUACUGGAAGAGAAAUUUCAACCCCAGGGAUCCCAACCCUUCAAUGUCACUGAUGGGCUAACGGAACCCCAGCUGCACCUGCUGUCCCAGGCCAGUGGCUGUGCUCUCCAGGGCCAAGCUGAGAAGUGCAGCAACAAGUACCGAACCAUCACGGGGAGAUGCAACAACAGGAAGAGACCCUGGCUGGGGGCCUCCAACAUGGCCCUGGCUCGCUGGCUGCCAGCAGAGUAUGAGGAUGGGCGGUCACUCCCCUAUGGCUGGACCCCCGGCAAGAAGCGCAAUGGCUUCCUCCUCCCUCUUGUCCGGGCUGUCUCCAACCAGAUCGUGCGCUUCCCCAGCAAAAGGCUGACCUCUGACCGUGGCCGGGCCCUCAUGUUCAUGCAAUGGGGCCAGUUCAUCGACCAUGACCUGGACUUUUCCCCAGACUCCCCAGCCAGAGUGUCCUUCAUUGCAAGUGUGGAUUGUGAGAAGACAUGUGCCCAGCUGCCCCCCUGCUUCCCUAUCAAGAUACCACCCAAUGACCCCCGCAUCAAGAACCAGCGUGACUGUAUCCCUUUCUUCCGCUCGGCACCAUCAUGCCCCCAAAACAGGGCCAACAUCCGCAACCAGAUCAACGCACUUACUUCCUUUGUGGAUGCCAGCAUGGUGUACGGCAGUGAGGUCUCCCUUGCCCUACGGCUCCGCAACCAGACCAACUACCUGGGUUUGCUGGCUGUCAACCAGCACUUUCAGGACAAUGGCCGGGCCCUACUGCCCUUCGACAAUAUGCAUGAUGACCCCUGUCUCCUCACUAACCGCUCUGCACGCAUCCCCUGCUUCCUAGCAGGUGACUCCCGGUCAACUGAGACCCCCAAACUGGCAGCCAUACACACCCUCUUUAUGCGAGAGCACAACAGGCUGGCCACUGAGCUGAAACGCCUGAAUCCCCACUGGACUGGCGACAAGCUGUACAAUGAAGCCCGGAAGAUCAUAGGGGCCAUGGUCCAGAUAAUCACCUACAGAGACUUUCUGCCUCUGGUUCUGGGCAAGACCCGGGCCAGAAGAACCCUAGGUCACUACCGGGGGUAUUGCUCCAAUGUGGACCCACGUGUGGCCAACGUCUUCACCCUGGCCUUCCGCUUCGGCCACACCAUGCUGCAGCCCUUCAUGUUCCGCUUGGACAGCCAGUACCGGGCCUCAGCACCCAACUCCCACAUCCCGCUUAGCUCUGCCUUCUUUGCCAGCUGGCGAAUCGUGUAUGAAGGUGGCAUUGACCCCAUCCUCCGAGGCCUCAUGGCCACCCCUGCCAAGCUGAACCGUCAAGAUUCCAUGUUGGUGGAUGAGCUCCGGGACCGCCUAUUUCAGCAAGUGAAAAGGAUCGGACUGGACCUGGCAGCCCUCAACAUGCAACGCAGCCGUGAUCACGGCCUUCCAGGGUAUAACGCAUGGAGGCGCUUUUGUGGGCUUUCCCAGCCCCGGAACUUGGCACAGCUUAGCAGAGUGCUGAAAAAUCAUGACUUGGCAAGGAAGUUCCUGAAACUAUACGGGACACCCAACAACAUUGACAUCUGGGUUGGGGCCAUCGCAGAGCCUCUUUUGCCAGGGGCCCGUGUGGGGCCUCUUCUGGCUUGUCUCUUUGAGAACCAGUUCAGAAGAGCCCGAGAUGGAGACAGGUUCUGGUGGCAGAAAUGGGGUGUUUUCACCAAGAGACAGCGCAAGGCCCUGAGACGGACUUCCUUGUCUCGAAUCGUGUGUGAUAAUACUGGUAUCACCACCGUUUCAAGGGACAUCUUCAAGGCCAAUAUCUACCCUCGGGGUUUUGUGAGCUGCAGUAGUAUCCCCAGGUUGAACCUAUCAGCUUGGCGAGGCAAAUGAGGCUUCUGCAGGAGUCUGUGCCAAGCCCCAACUCUUGGAAAUGAGGGUAAAGGGAAGAUCAUGAGGUUGCCUUUGCUGUUGGAACAACUAUUUCCUGUUGGUGCUUUCGGCGGCUGCGACUCACUGCCCGCCUCAUUGGCUGAGAGGAAAAGCAGGGACUCCUAGCAACGAUGGACCCGCCCACCCUUGGAGCCUCUUAAGUAUUAGGUUAAGAAUUAGUACCAGAUACAAGGAUUUGUGAGCCAAGCCAUGAGGUCCCAGCAAGAGUCAACUGAAGGGUUUCCAGUACUUUCUUCUAUUUCCCUACCACCACCAUGACUAGAAGGUCACCUAGUCCCAGUCUCACCACCCCACAAUCCUGAACCUGCAGGCUGGGAGCACACUCUGUACCAAUAAAGCAUGUUGA
Molecule: messenger RNA, 2626 nt
Organism: Fukomys damarensis (Damara mole-rat)
Lineage: Eukaryota; Metazoa; Chordata; Mammalia; Rodentia; Bathyergidae
Gene: Epx
Product: eosinophil peroxidase
Exons: 13
Coding region: 73-2220 (715 amino acids)
Biological process (GO): response to oxidative stress
Molecular function (GO): peroxidase activity; heme binding
Source: RefSeq, a predicted model, not a curated record